This is a messenger RNA of Papaver somniferum (opium poppy), 1205 nucleotides long. RefSeq names its product carboxymethylenebutenolidase homolog. The coding region runs from base 134 to 1066 and encodes 310 amino acids. The transcript has 3 exons. Lineage: Eukaryota; Viridiplantae; Streptophyta; Magnoliopsida; Ranunculales; Papaveraceae. Gene Ontology annotation, molecular function: hydrolase activity. The record is from RefSeq and is a predicted model, not a curated record.
GCAGGUAUACUGUGGGUGCACUUGGUAAAAUAUUGGGUGGAAAUGUGAUUGGGGUUAUCAAGUCGAAAUUCUGUGGCCUGAAUUCGCAAACACUUGCAUUUCUCCCUGCAGAGUCUCUCUGAAAGACUGAGAAAUGGGGUUGGCUUCAACACUAUCAAUUUCAGUCCCAACCCAAGGAAGCAUAAGCCAACUUCUCUUUCUCUCUUCGAGAACAAAUCUGUCCUUCUCCCCCUUCUCCUCUAGAAGAUGCAGUUUCAGUCAUAAAAAGUGCUCAUAUCUUACAAAGAACACCACAAAAUUCAGAGUUCCUUGCGUCCAAGUGAAAGCGGAACAGGAACUGGAUGAUGAAGCAUGUGAAUUGGUAAGUGGGUUUGAGCUUAAUUUAGGAGAAGGUACAGAUAGCAUUCGAGCUUCUCUUUUUAAGGCAGUGAAGAACAACAAUGAAACCGGUGUACUUCUCUUAUCAGACGUGUUUGGGUUUGAGGAUUCAGCAACCAGAGAUUUUGCAUAUCGAGUUGCAUGCAAUGGUUACAAUGUUCUAGUACCAGACUUGUUUCGAGGGAACCCCUGGUCAAAACACCGUCCUAAAGAUGAUUAUGAAAACUGGAGAGCGAAACAAUCUCUUGAGAGGGUUUCAGCUGACAUCAACUUAGCAGCAAAAUGGAUGGUUGAUGAAUUUAUAGCUGCCAAAAUGUCAAAGAAGCUUGGUAUAAUUGGAUUUUGCUUUGGAGGAGGAAGAAUAUUAGAAACACUAUCUCAAGACCAAGGAUCUUAUUUUGGAACUGGUGCAUGCUUUUACGGGACACGGAUAAACCCAUCUGUAGCCGAUAGUAUUAAUGUUCCAGUUCUUUUCAUUUCAGGCGACAAAGACCCACUCUGCCCAGUCGAACUUCUUCAUGAUUUAGAAAAGAAUAUAGGUAGAGGUUCCAAGGUAGUGGUUUUUGAGGGUCGAGGUCACGGAUUUGUUCACCGUCCAGAGUCUCAGGAAGAGGAUGAAGAUGCUGAUGCGGCAUUUUCCAUCCUGAGAAAUUGGUUGCACGAUGGAUUGGUAGUUAAAAAGGAAUGAAAAGUUGUAAUCUCUUGUAUCAUUCUUAUAUCAAUUUCUUCUCUAUCUACCAACUUGUACUCUUUGUAUUCUGUUCUCUAGCAUUAUCAGAAGUGGUUUCAGGCAUUUGAAUGCCAGAAAUUACGUUCACUAGUUUGCA